AUGACUUCGGUUUCUGUAAAAAUACUUUUCGUCUUUCUUGCUCUAGCUGCUGUUGGCUAAUGCAUUAUUAGUCUUCCUUUAAAAUAAGGACAAAUCUCUAGAGCUGCACAACCUUAUACCAGAAAAUCUUAUUUGAGAAGUACUCUUACCAAUAAGCUAGUUAACUUCUUAGACGAUAUUUAUAUUGCUGAAGUUUAGGUUGGUAAAUCUAAAUAGAAUUUCAAAGUUGUUUUUGAUACUGGAAGCGAGCUUUUCUGGAUCCCUUCUGCAGAAUGCGAUACCUGCAAAAAAGCUGAUAUGAAAACUUAUAGUUGCACUGAAGAAGAUGAAUGCACUCCUAGUGAGUAUUAUGGGGAAUUGCAAUACGCAACUGGAUACGCUGCUGGUAAUAUUACUCAUUUCAAUAUUGGCAUUCCUGGAACAGAAAAUGUUGAAUAUUUUGGAUUGCUAAUUAACACAGUUUCUUAUCUUCCUUCAGGAUUCGAUGGUAUUAUCGGCUUGUCUCCUAUUUGCAAAGUCGCUGAAGGAUCAACCUAACCCAACUUGAUUCCUUAAUUAUAUGAAAAUAAAUAAAUUGAAAAACCUAUUGUCUCUUUCUACUAAGCCUUUAGUGCUGAUGAAAAAGCUGGAAAAGUAUAAUCUGCUAUUACUUUUGGAGGUUACGAUGAAUCCAAAGUUGUUGGCAAAAUAUAAUAUUUCAAAACUGUCAAAUAAAGCGCUUGGUAUGUACCUUUUGAAGAAUUUGAAGUUGAUGGCGUUAAAGUUUACACUGAAAAGGGUUCUGCUUUAAUUGAUACUGGUACCACUUCAUUCUAUUUGAGACCUGAUAUUGCUGAAAAAUAUUUUGAUAACAUUUAACUGAAGAGAGGAAUUAAAAUUGGAGAUGAGUAUGAUGUCCCAUGUGAUUCUGAUUUUCCCAGCAUUUCAUUCUCUUUACGUAAUGUUGAUGGAGAAUUAAUUAAAUUCGAAAUUGAACCUUCUUUCUAUGUCACUCCUUCUCUCACCAAAAAGAAUGUUUGUUACUUGUACUUUGAAGGUUUAAUUGGCAAUGGACCUCAAAUGGUUAUCGGAAAUACUGUUCUAAGAAAGUAUCUCCCUAUUUUUGAUUAUGAAAAUAAUACUAUCGGCCUUGGUCGCACAAUUAACUAACCACCAAGAACUUACCAUUCCAAAUCAGAAUAAUGA
Messenger RNA from Tetrahymena thermophila SB210, 1185 nucleotides. RefSeq names its product eukaryotic aspartyl protease. NCBI's taxonomy places the organism in Eukaryota, Ciliophora, Oligohymenophorea, Hymenostomatida, Tetrahymenidae. Gene Ontology annotation, molecular function: aspartic-type endopeptidase activity. The record is from RefSeq and is a predicted model, not a curated record. Gene Ontology annotation, biological process: proteolysis. The transcript has a single exon.